GAAUCGUUUUGACGCCAAGAWAGCUACGGAUUUGUACCCACGCGUUACAAACCGACGAUUGAASGGGAGAUCGAACCAUGGAUCCAUCAGCGAGCGAAGCCAGAGGCAACAACGCCAAUAGAGGCAGCGAAGACGGAGCCAACAGCAGCAGCAACAACGACGACAGCAACGGCACCACGUUCCGCGCCUCGCGUCCCACACCACUGACUCCAUAUUCCUUCAUCGAUCCCCUCGGCCUAGGAAUGGACUCUCCGUACAUUCUUCCCAACCCUCAGAUGGCAGCAAAUUAUUUUGCCUUUAUGAACGGCUUGAACGGCUCUGCUGCGUCGCCUGCAACAGCAGCUGCAGCUGCCGGAGCCGGAACUGCACCCGCACCUGCUAGCAGCAAGCGAGUGACGGUGCAUAUCGUUGGAACGAACCACAAGAACAAGAACAACAACAGAACCAGCAACAGCAACAGCAACAACAACAACAACAAAGCGAUCAAGGUGCGAAGGCUCGUUAAUGAUCCCAACGUGGUCGUGGAAGACUGGUUGCACGAGUUCCUGUCGAAGGAAGUGCAAAGCGCACAAUUGAUGGAGCUGUUCUCGCCGGGAAGCAAGGCGAAUGCGGUGGUGCUGAGCCUCGGUCCCRUUCGGUCUCUGCACGUCCGGUCGCCAACCCCGGGAAGGUCGACCAAUCCCUCCACGAAGCGAAAGCAGGCCGCACGAACCGACGGAGAACCGAAAUGCCUGCGGUUGGAGCUCGUCUCGGUCGACUCGGACGUCCUGCUGAGUCCCCGGGACGCUAUUUUCGGUCUGAUCGACCCGGAUGAGAAAAUYAUGUUGCGCUCGGGGGGAGUGGGAAGCUGGCAGGACAACCCAUCGUCAUACACAACUACCGCCACGACCGUGGUAGUGGCUGCUCCUUCUAGAACCAAUGGUGGUGCUGGUGCUGGUGCCGGUGCCGAUCCUCGCACUGUUGACCCCAGCGAGCCCACAGCGGCUGUUCCCCCACCUCGUGGUGCAAGAAGCCCUGCAAAGGCUACUAAGGUAUCGGCGGAGACCGCGACUGCUUUCCAAGAACAGAGCGAGGCGUCUCCUCCCAAGAAACGCCAGAAAACACUCAAAAAGCAACAAGAGGAAGGCAUUCCUCCAACUGUGAAGAAAGCAUCGAAGCCMAGCGAUCAAAAAAAUSAAACUCUCUCCACUAAACCCGUGAAGAACCCAACAGUAUCUGCCAAGAAACCAGCAAUUUCCAAGACCGCAGCAGCAGCGUCUUCCAAGAAAAUAGCAAUGGCCGAGACAGCAACAGCAACAGCAUCUACCAAGAAACCGCCAAUGGUCAAGACCAAAGUAGCUGCAGGAUCCAAGCMAGAGAAACCGGCAACUGCCAAGACUACAGCAACAGCAUCUUCAAAGAAAACGGCAAUUKCCAAGACCCCAACUGCAUCUGCUGAGAAACCGGCAAUUAGCAAGACAAAAGCAGCAGCGUCUCCCAAGAAAGCUUCCAUGACAAAAAGCACCAACAGCCCGAAACGCAAAAUCAGUGUCGACGAAACGCCGUCCAAAAAGAGGAAGGCGAGCAAAAAAACUCUCGUGAAGGGCUUCGGGGAACGCGACGUUUUGUUUGGUAGCGGAAAGGAGCAACAUGAACACCUAGGUAACGAAAAAUACCACGAGUACAUCGCGUCAAAAAUUAGCGAUUAYAACAAGCACUCGUCAAAAAGAGAAGGCUUGAUACGCAUCACYGCAGCUAUUUUUCGCUUUUUCAGAAAAAAGAAGGGAAAGUGGGAUCUCGAGGGGGGAGACUCAGAAAUCGUUCACGCUAAGAUCAAGAGCGAUUUCAACAAUGCAUCGAAAGCUAUUGAUAAAAGCACUCCCGGUGAAACACUCGAAUCUGUAUCAAAGAAGCAAGGAAAAGGCAGUCCAGAGAGCAGCCACGACGAAACGUCAAUCGAUUUGAAUGCCAGUCGAAAAAAAACAGUCGCGAACGACAAAUCGGCGAAAAAGGACAUUCUUCGCCCAGAGGUCGACGGCAAGGCCAACCAAGCUAAGAAGAAGGGAGCUUUGGACCCAWCUCGCGAAAAAAGAAGUGACGAUACUAUCAGCAGUGAUGGGGAUCGUGAUCCAUCUUCGCAAAUCAAUAGCACCAAGAACGGCGAUGACAAUGUGCUGUCGGAUGAGACGGACGAAGACAACGAUAGGAGAAAAGAAAYGGAAACAACCAAGAGCAAGGAAAACGUUUCAACCAAAAAUAACGAAGCAACCAAAAGAAAGAAGUCAGCGGACAAGAGRAGAAUGGCUGCCGAUAGGGACAACAGCUCUGUAAGUGAUGACGACGAUGAGGACAGAGACUGGUUGGACUCCAAAAUUGAAACGGAUACGAAGCCAUCAGCUCCGAAAGAGAUAGGACACAAAAAAGUGCAAGAACCACAAAAGAAGGAYCCCUCUUCAAGACCGAAAAGUGCCAUUCCUGCMAAAUUACAACCUGAGAAAAAGAAUGCCACGAAGAAAAAUGCUCACCCACCACGUGAUGACAUCUCUGAUGGCGACGACGAUUCAAGUACUAGUUCGAGUGAUGACUCAAGCACAAGCUCUUCUUCGACAUCAUCGUCAUCGUCCUCCUCGUCCUCSUCMUCCUCAUCGGAUAGUGACGACGAUUCUUCGACUAAUGGUCAGAAUGCCGUAGUAAAAAGGAAAUCAGUAGUAGUGCCAAUCAGUAAGAAGAGUCAAGGAGCCAAAACCACCACCCAAAAAAAGAAAYCUAAGAGGAAACCACUGUUGGAUCCAAACAAACCAUUGCUUUUUCCCGACACGAACCGCCGUCUAACGUUUGGUGAAGAUGAGGCCUAAUCUGAUAGAAUGACGAGGAAUCAAAACUUCGCUGUUCUUUUCCCAAAAUAUCUGAUCUUAGAACGACKAUGUGAUGUGGUGCGAACGAAUAGAAGAGAAUAGAAUUUCCUUAUCUAG
Pseudo-nitzschia multistriata is the source of this 2951-nucleotide messenger RNA. The record is from the annotation of a GenBank genome assembly. NCBI's taxonomy places the organism in Eukaryota, Bacillariophyta, Bacillariophyceae, Bacillariales, Bacillariaceae.